This is a messenger RNA of Branchiostoma floridae (Florida lancelet), 3636 nucleotides long. RefSeq names its product putative N-acetylated-alpha-linked acidic dipeptidase. The transcript is spliced from 17 exons. The record is from RefSeq and is a predicted model, not a curated record. Gene Ontology annotation, molecular function: carboxypeptidase activity. NCBI's taxonomy places the organism in Eukaryota, Metazoa, Chordata, Leptocardii, Amphioxiformes, Branchiostomatidae. The coding region runs from base 600 to 2843 and encodes 747 amino acids.
AAUAGCGACAGGGUCAGUGCCGAUAUCUAACCACAGAUGGCUUCUGUCGUCUUCCACAGCAGGAGUUGAGAUAUGUAAACCGCACCGCCCCUUGGAAAGGAGCCAGGCAAACAAGAAACAAACGAACUUUUGGGCGUCGUAAUCAGCCACGUGUGACAGUAUACACGCAGUAAUUACAGGCUACUAAAUUCAGGAGGACAGAAAGUAAGCACUCGGGACGUGUUGUACCAGGAAACCGCCCCUUUUUGAUUGAACGUCAUUGUGUGCAACUGUGGCAAGACUCAGGCAGCGCCUGUGACGAGAGGCCAAGGCCCAAGAGUAAGGUCACAUUUCUGGACCGACACACUCGCGGAGAAGGAACUAACGGAUUCAAUCAAGACACUGUCCUGAAGGAUCCUGGAGGUUCUCGCUCUGCCAGCUCAGUGACCUUUCUGAGUUCGGAGAUUUCUAGGGAAUUUACUGACAGUCCGCAGCAGGAGGUGCUAGUUCUGCACACAUCGGCUGAGAGCCAAGUUGGUCAUAUAGCAAACCAAGGGUCACAAACGGCGUGUUUUAGCUGUUUAAUGCAGAAGAGGUAGGGCGAACUUUAACACAUCACCAUGGAUGGAAGUCGGGGAAGAUUUCUCCUGGUGGCCGCCAUAGGGCUGGUGGCGGGCGUCGUUCUCGGGGUGGUCAUCGGCUAUUUCUCCCGCCAGCCCGGCUCAGCCGCGCCCUGGGCGGAGGAGCUGGUCCGGGAUGGGGACGCCUCGGCGGGCCGGAGGGUGCAGGAGGAGAUACUGCCCGAGAACAUCGAAGAAAAUCUCAGGAGGCUGACCUCCGUGCCGCACAUCGCGGGAAGGGAGAUGGACCUGGGACAGGCGGAGGAUCUGCGGGACCGCUGGCUGCAGUACGGGCUGGACUCCGCGCGCCUGACCCCGUACGACAUCCUGCUGUCCUACCCCAGCAGUGACGAAAACAGUCCCAGCCGGGUGACGCUGAUGGAGGCUGACGGGACGGUAGUCAUCCAGUCCCAGGUGGAGGAGGCUCCACUGGACCAAUGGCAAGACGACCCGAACAUCGUCCCGCCAUUCAACGCCUACUCCGGCUCUGGAGACGUCGAGGGGGAGCUGGUGUACGUAAACUAUGGCAGGGUCGAGGAUUUCUUCCAUCUCCAGCGUGACUUGAAUAUCGACCCCUCCGGGAAGAUCUGUAUCGCACGGUACGGCAGCAUCUUCCGUGGAGACAAGGCGGAAAAGGCUGAGCAGUUCGGGUGCCUCGGCCUCAUCAUCUACUCGGACCCGGCAGACUACUCCGCCCGCGACUACCCCGUGUACCCGGACGGGUGGAUGCUGCCGCCCAGCGGGGUACAGCGGGGGACGCUCAUGAUCGCACAGGGAGAUCCACUCACUCCGUUUUAUCCUGCAAACGAAUAUGCAUACAGGCUGACUGAGGAAGAAGCUAAGGUAGUGGCGGGACUUCCGGGCAUCCCCGUGCACCCGAUCGGCUUUGGGGUCGGCAUAGAGUUACUGAGGCACUUGGCAGGCGAUGAAGCCCCUGAGGACUGGCGGGGAGACCUGAACAUCACAUACCGAACAGGACCAGGGUUCCAGCAGGCACACGCGGGCAGGAGAGUGCGGCUUCAGGUCAACGUGCAAAACGAGGUCAAGAGAACAUACAACGUCAUUGGCAUCAUCGAGGGCAGUGUGGAACCAGAUCGGUACGUGAUCAUGGGGAACCACAGGGACGCCUGGGUGUUUGGGUCCGUGGAUCCUUCCAGCGGAACUGCAGUACAGGAGGAGGUUGCUAGGGCGUUUGGAAAACUGAAGCAAGAAGGUUGGCGCCCUCGUCGGAGCCUUGUGUUUGCCAGCUGGGGUGCUGAGGAGUACGGCCUGAUCGGCUCCACGGAGUGGGUGGAGGAGUACAGCAAAGUACUGCAGGAACGGGCUGUGGCCUAUCUCAACGUGGAUAUAGCUGCUCUUGGUAACUACACGUUCAGGAGCAGUGCGAGUCCCGCUAUGUUCCAGUCUGUAUUUGAAGCCACGAAAAAGGUACCGGACCCGGGCGUCAACCCCGCUGGCAGUAGCUACAGCUCCCUCUAUGACUCAUGGGCAGCCAAGGUUCCCAAGGACGAGGGAGACCCUAACUCACUGCCAAACAUUGGCCAGCUCGGGUCGGGAAGUGACUACACGCCGUUCUUCCAGCAUCUCGGCAUCUCGUCUAUAGACUUCCGCUUUAUCUGCGACCCGGCCGUGCUUGACUAUUACGCCCUGUACCACUCGUCGUACGAGACCUUUGACCUGGUGAAGAACUUCAUCGACCCUGAGUUCAAGGUUCACCAGGCUGUGGGGCGGGUGUUGGCGGAGAUGGCGCUGGACCUGGCAGACUCGCUGGUCCUCCCGAUCGACCCCACCGUGUACUCCACCGCUCUACAGGACAUUGCCGAGUCCGUCAGGACGGAAUAUAGCACGCAAUUCGAUGCACAGAGCAUCUCAAUGGAAUACCUGGACUCGGCCGUGAGCAACUUCACAAGAUCAGCCCUCCGAUUGAAAGACAGGAUGUCGAACAUUGACAAGAAGAAUCCUUUGGCUGUCCGUGUUGUAAACGAUCAGCUGAUGCAGUUGGAACGAGGCUUCAUUGACCCGCUAGGAUUGCCGGGAAGGGAAUGGUACAGGCAUGUCGUUUACGCGCCCAGUGCUCAUAACUCAUACGCCGGCCAAGCGUUCCCUGGAUUGGCUGACGCGAUGUUCGACAUUGAGAACGCAGCCAAUCAGACGCAACGUUGGGAGGAGGUGAAGAAACAGCUAGCUAUCAUCACCUACACCGUCCAAUCAGCUGCGACAGCGAUAGAGGAAGGCGGCUUGUGAUGGCGCAUGAUCUAACUUGAGGAAGUUGUAGUUUGUCGUCCAUGCCUACAAGAGCACUUAAAAGGUUCUUUACUUGUGAUUGGGUAAAGAUAGGUAUGGACACGUCACCACCACUGUAUUAAAGUAAAUAAAAACACAUGGACACACAUAAUGCCUGCAAGCCACAUGCUGAUUCAAUCUGUUUCAUCGAAAGCACCAUAGAAUUGAUCUGAAGCACGCAUGGGUCCAGUACGGUACAAUCAACCCCGCCCCUUGGCUCUAACCAUAUUAUGGUGAUGCGACGCUAUCCGUCAGAUACAUGUAUAUGGUUUGAUUAUAGUGUUUGUAUAUGGUCAUUCCACCUUCAAGGGUUUGAAAAUAAUACAUAGUAACAUUCCUGGUUGCGCUUACCGAGGCUUCUGUAGGAUUAUUAUGUAGUAUAGGCAAACAAUAUAGACAUUGUGAUUGUAUUUUGCUUUUACAAGAGAUUAAACCAUUGAUCAUACACACCUACUUCUGUAUCCUAAUGGAACGAACCAGUUUCAUUUUUGUUACAAACUGAACGCCAAAUAAGUGAUUAGAAUUAAAGCGUGAUGAGAAAGAGGAUGCGCGGUAAAAUGGGACGAAAGUGUUUUGAUGGUCCAGAUUUGAGUUCACAUUUCUCAUAAUCUUUGCGAAAUGGCAUUUAAUACUAACAUGUUACAUGGCUGGAAAGCUUAAAAAGUGAUGGUUUUUGGUGAAAAUUGAUUUGAUCAUGACUUGAGGGUGCGAAUCCUCAAAUUGACAUCCCAAAUAAACUGAGUAUGCAAGUUUA